This is a messenger RNA of Telopea speciosissima, 948 nucleotides long. Its product is annotated as short-chain dehydrogenase ptmH. Gene Ontology annotation, cellular component: endoplasmic reticulum. NCBI's taxonomy places the organism in Eukaryota, Viridiplantae, Streptophyta, Magnoliopsida, Proteales, Proteaceae. The coding region runs from base 36 to 869 and encodes 277 amino acids. Gene Ontology annotation, molecular function: oxidoreductase activity. The transcript has 3 exons. The record is from RefSeq and is a predicted model, not a curated record.
AGAAUCUGAAAGGACAGAAGCUUCAGCGGCAAACAAUGGAUGUCUCCGAAAACCCAGUAGUUCUGAUAACGGGUUGUAGCGAAGGAGGUAUUGGUCACGCCCUUGCUCGAGCUUUUGCUUCUCAGAAAUGCCAGGUCGUGGCUACCAGCAGGUCUCUAAGUGCUAUGAGAGACCUUCAGAACGAUGACCGAUUCUUUCUGCAAGAGCUGGAUGUUCAAUCCGAUGAAAACAUUCGGAAGGUUCUGACCGGCGUUCUCGAUAAGUUUGGUCGGAUAGAUGUCGUCGUUAAUAAUGCCGGAAUUCAAUGCGUUGGCCCUCUUGCUGAGAUUCCUUUAUCCUCUCUUCAAAGUACUUUCGAUACCAAUGUCUAUGGACCCAUAAGGUUGGUUCAAGCUGUUGUUCCUCACAUGGCUGCCAGGAGAAAGGGGAAGAUAGUGAAUGUUGGAAGUGUUGCUGCCUUGGCCCCUGGCCCAUGGUCAGGUGUCUACACGGCAUCUAAAGCUGCUCUUCAUGCUCUAACAGAUUCCUUGAGAUUGGAGCUCAGAACUUUCGGGAUUGAUGUUAUAAAUGUGCUCCCUGGUGCAAUCAAGUCCAAUAUAGGAAAUUCUGCAGUCACUAAUUACAACAAGAUGCCAGAGUGGAAGCUUUACAAACCAUUUAGUAAUGUCAUCCAAGCUAGAGCCAGCUUAUCACAAGGUCUCAAUGCUACCCCUGCAGAUGAGUUUGCAAACAAGACAGUUGCUGCUGUUCUGGAGAAGAAUCCACCAGCAUGGUUCUCUUAUGGCAAAUACUCCACCACUAUGGCCAUCCUCUAUCAUCUCCCGCUUUUUGUUAGAGAUUUCAUACUCAGGAGGACAAUGAAAUGUUGAAGCCUUACAUCCAUCUCUGGAUUCUUGAUUUACGUGGAUGCGGCCUCUGAUUAUGUAUUUCCUCCUGAUUACCCAAAUA